AAUUCUCAUGUGCUUUUCAACCCCACCGAAUAAUACCCUCCAAAAAUCUCUUCAAUUAAUAAUCCAAUACGUUUCCCCAACGCAAAGCCCACAAAAAUUCUCAUCUAAGCAUCCGAUUUCUCCGGCCAUUUCCCGCACAAAUAACACUUAACCGGAAAUGGCUGCUCCGGCGGAGGACGACGGUUCGAAUUGUUUUUUCGAUUUCAGUUUGAUCGAACAGUUUCCGGUUCCCGGAGGUGAACUUCCGUCGCUCGAACCGGAUUUCCACUGGUCCUCUGAUCCAUUCCCUGAUUCAACUGAAAUUAGUAACGGGUUUGUGGAUUCAGUCGGGAGAUCAAAUACCACCAAGGAGGAUGAGUCGAGAAAGAGGCCGAAUCCCGGAUCGAGCUCUGAUUCGAAAGCAUGCCGAGAGAAGAAGCGGAGGGAUAAGCUAAACGAGAGGUUUCAAGAACUGAACGAAAUACUGGAUCCUGGAAGGUCAUACAAGACGGAUAAGACUGUUAUCUUGACGGAUGCGAUCCGAAUGGUUGUUCAGUUGAGAAACGAAGCCUCCCAACUUAAGGACUCCUCUCAAGACAUGGUCGUUAAAAUCAACGAGUUGAAGGUCGAGAAGAAUGAGCUUAGAGACGAGAAACAAAAGCUAAAGGCGGACAAAGAAAGACUCGAACAGCAACUGAAAGCAUGUUGUGCCCCUCCGACCGCCUUUUAUCCUCCCGCUCAUCCCGUGAUGCAAAUGCCGCCAGCCGUUGGCGGCAAGUUCAUGCCGAUCAUGGGAUUCCAAGGAGUUCCGAUGUGGCCGUUCGCGACUCCGACUGCCGUCGAUACCUCGAAAGAUCACGUUCUCCGAUCGCCGCUAGCGUAGACGAAAUCGUUCGAAUUUGUGCAGAUGGGAAAGGAGUUAUUUGUAUUCUAAUCUUGAAGCUAUUGAUGAAUUUGGUGUAAUUUGACUUCUUGAUACAUAUUAUCCAAAUUUUGACCUCAUGGAAUUUUUG
Messenger RNA from Cynara cardunculus var. scolymus (artichoke), 992 nucleotides. RefSeq names its product transcription factor ILR3-like. The coding region runs from base 158 to 862 and encodes 234 amino acids. The record is from RefSeq and is a predicted model, not a curated record. Gene Ontology annotation, biological process: intracellular iron ion homeostasis; regulation of DNA-templated transcription. NCBI's taxonomy places the organism in Eukaryota, Viridiplantae, Streptophyta, Magnoliopsida, Asterales, Asteraceae. Gene Ontology annotation, molecular function: DNA-binding transcription factor activity; protein dimerization activity. The transcript is spliced from 5 exons.